CCAGAGGUGUAAAGUGAGGCCAGCUACGGGUGCCCGGAUGGUUUUGACAGCCAGGCACGUUGGAGAGGCACGGCGGAGGCUGGGGCGCACGAGAGACAGACCUGGAAUCGCGGAGGCAGAGACGCACGGGCGCACGACGGUUUUCGCCUCCCGCAUACUGGGGAGUCCCGCGCCUGUCACCGGGACCGGAGGACAGGGCUCCGGCGCGGUCGUGUCAGCGCCUUCACCGGGGGGAGGCUUGUGAACCAACGUCCCUGCUCUCCAAUUUUGUACAUUUCUCACCGUUUUGCUUUUUCGCUUCCCCAUCAGUUGUGGGUGCAGAUCUCGACGUGAGCCAGAGGAGCGGGGUUUUUUUUUUUCUCCCCCCCCCUCCCCCCCCCCCGCCGUCGGGUCGCACGAGACGGUGGCGCGCGACGGCGUUUCCAUCGAUGCGGGAGGACUCGCUGCCUGCGAGGCGAGGAGCCCAGAUGACGGGGAAGUGCUGUUCACCGACGGCUGCAGCCGUCAAGGCGACGGCUCCGUGAAGCGCCGCCGCCGCACCAGCACCACCAGCUCCACCAGCUCCACCACCACCAGCACCACCAGCUCCACCACCAGCUCCACCACCACCAGCACCACCACCAGCUCCAGCAGCAGCAGCGCGAGCCCCCAGACUCUCUCCCUCUCUCUCCCCCUUGGUGAGUGCGCGUGCAGCGCCUUGCACCGACUACACAGCAGCAGAGAUGUGCCCGCUGUCCGCUCCGCCAGCUGUGCUGCGCACCUCUGGCAGCCCUCUCUUUUUGACUUUUUUUGUUUGUUGUAUUUAAUACGUCAACCUCAUCGGUGCGUCGUGAACGGACGGGGCUCUGCGUGCGUCCCGCUCGCGCUGCUGGGUCGUCUGGGCUUUUACUCAACCAUGGGCAAAAGACAGGAGCAGAGGGGAGAGGGAGAAGUAUGUGAGCUCUCCACUGCAGUAUUGAUGACCCAAUGAUCCCCUGCAGAACAGAGCCAGUCAGGCAGACAGAGUGAGGCUCAACUCAGAAUCAAAAUCAGAAUCAGCGCCACAACCAUUCGGUCCUUGAACUUCUUUCUCGCUGCUGGAGGAAGACAGCAACAAAGAAGCGACAGCCAUUUACAUACAGCAGAAACACAUCCCUCUUUCACCUCCCGCACAACCAGCAAGAUCGUACACUGAAUGAGUGGCUUGUCAGAACACCUAGUCAACCAGUCUGGGGCUCCAGUGGGCUGCGGUGGGAAUCAGGCUGAGGAAAAACGGUGUGUGGGAGGGCGUGAGGAGCUGGGAGGGCCUGAGCUCUGGACCAGGGAGCUUGGGUUCCAGACAGAGUCCCAAGAUCCCACCGACGAUGGACUGGCGGCGGUGACCACCGACCGCUUUCCCGCCUCCUCUCCCUCUGCCCUGGCCAACGGCCUCCACCUGCAGAGAAGGCUGGGGCACAACAACUGUCGGCGGAGGCAGACAGAGACUCACACCACUGCUGAGACACAUACAUUUGCAGAGACUUUUAGAAACAUGCAGACACACAUGGAUCCAGAUAUGCAGGCACAGGCUGUGUCACAUGCACACAUGGAUAAUUGUGGACAUAUGGAUAUCAAUGUGGGGCCGGAACACUCCAGAACUCUCACACCAGAGGCCAUACACACAACCUCACCUCAACCCCUGUCUUUGGCACUUGGCAAUCAUCCUGCCUCCAACAAUCAGCUGGCAGCCACGGUCCUCACAGCAGAGAAAGACAUCCCCUCAACCUUUUGCCCUGUAUCUAUCGGUCCAAACCAAAGGACAGACUCCUCUCCUCUUCCUGUGGAGGCAGAGAAGAAGUAUGCACUCCGCAGCUCCGGACGUCCCCGCUUCCCCUGUCACCUGCGCAAAUCCUCCCGCCUCCGCCGAAGCAUAGAGGACGGGGAGAAGAGAGCAGUGAAGGAGAGGGGAGUUGAAGAGGUUGAUGAAGGGUUAGAGGAAAAAAUCUGGAGGGUCAAGGAAGAAGAGUUGGCUGUUCGUGAGAAAGAAGAGCACCCGUCUGUGGAAGCUGUUCUCCACACGGCUCCCUGCCCCACAGACAUCGCUCUUGCUCUAACUGUACCCAAACCUGCUCCUAAAGCUAUACAUAAACCCGGGCCCAGACUUGGGCAUAAACCAGGACCUAAAUCCAGGUCCAGGCCUGCACCGAAAUCUGUCCAAAAAGCAGGUCCUAAAAGUAUGAAACAGCGUCAAGCAGCGCAGUCCGUCCCUCAUCGUGUUACCCCUCAUCUCCCAUUUGUGAACACAUCCACUAUCCCUGCAUCUCUGCUAACUGUGAAGGGGGAACCUGUUGCAGAAUUGAGGGUAUGUCCUCCCAAUAACCGGAGAUGUGGACGUUUUGUUGGCGUAAGGAAGAUUGUUGUCAAGGUGGCUCGCAUUCCUGUCAGUCUGAGCCGCCGACAGAAGAGCUACAAGAUUUCCAAUUUGGAGACAGUUACGGGGACCGAGAAAGGAAAUGAUGGGGGUCUGGAGGGCUCAGAGGCAGUUCGAGAGCCGACCGCACUUCUCCGCAUGAAGAACAAUGGGAAGAGUGUUAUGGUGAUGUUCCCUCCUGGAGAGCUGCCUGUUAUUCUCAAACGCAGGCGGGGACGACCACCUAAACAGGCUCUGCCAGUAAUACCGGGAGAGCCUCCAAAUGCCGGCAGUGCUAGUGGUAAUGGAGACCAGCCCAAAAAGCCCCGAAGGCGUCGUAGGACUAAACUCCCUUGUCCUUAUCCAUCCUAUGUUAAUGAUACUAAUGAUGUGAAAACAGAGUAUGGGGAUGUUCUGUCCAAACUGGCGUUUUUAAACCGCCAGCCGCCUGCCACUGGCCGCUGCUCUCCACCUCGAUGCUGGACUCCCAGUGAGCCAGAAAGCUUUCAUGCCCCUUUGGAAAACCCUGGAAUAUCCACCCUGCUCCACCGGCUCACGGGGACUAGACGCCCGCGGGGUGGCAGAGGAGGGGGCACUGGAAGAGGUGCAGGAGCAGCAGGGGGGGUUGGGGGCAGUGAGUGCAAUAGGAGCACCUUCAGUGACUUCUUUGAAUCAAUUGGUAAGAAGCGGAAACUAAGCCCGCUGUCUGAGCAUGGAUUACCAAGGAAAAGGGGGAAGGGUGGGGUUGGUAGGGGAGGGGGUACUGUGGGAACUGAACCUGGGGGAGAGAAAGUGGUCAAGAAGAGACGUAUAAGAAAAAAUGGUGCAUUUAAAGGGGAGGGCGUUUCGAUGGGGCAGGACUGGCCAAAUGGGGCAGGUGGCUGGGGGGAGGAGGGGUGUAUGGAAAAGGAGAAAGGUUUGGGGGGGUUUCGGCUCUGUGGAUCUCCGAGGGGGGGCUUUUCCUCCUGUGAGGUUGGAAGGGGGGGUGCCUACAGCAGUCCAGGGGGAGGCAGAGGCGUCAGACCUGCUGGGGAGGACUCACAAGGCCUGUUUGCUGGAUAUUUCCGGUCACUGCUCGACUCAGAUGAUUCGUCUGACCUGUUGGACAUCUCCUCGCAGUCAGACGGCCGCAAAACUUCAUCCACCCCUGGUUAUGAGCCAUCCAGCCCAGCUACUGGACACAGCUGGGCCCCCGCAUUCUCCAAGUGGUGCUCUAAGGGCGCAAGUUCUAGAGUGGAGGGUUCAGCACAAACACAUUGCUCCUCAUCCAGGCCUCCAUACAGCUAUGGCAGCCUGGCCCAAACGUCACCCACCACUUCUACCUAUCCUAAAUCCACCCCUCCAUCUCUCUCACACUCUCCUAGCUCCCCCCAUCCUGCCUCUUAUGGACACUACUCCUCUGGCUACUCCUCCUCUUCUCCCGCAGUGUCACAGAGACCCUCGGACUGCAGCUUUGCAUUUGUGUCUGGACACAGCAGUGGCAAGGCCACCCAUGUUGGUUAUUCUAGCUACCAGGCAGCAGCUAAGAGGGGCUUUUGUGGAUAUCCUGCAGCAGGUCAUUCCUCCCUGGUGCGGGGGGAGUCAACGGGACCCACGUCACCUGGAGGAGGGUACAUGUCUGUGGCCAGAGGUAGCCCAUUUAGCCCCACCCCAGAAGGAUACAAACAGUACAGCUCCAAUCAGUGGAGCUACAGACAAGGUUAUGGUGGCUGGGCAACAGACAACUUUGGGGCUCAGUAUCAUGGCUACAGUGAAUAUGGCACCAAUGAGUCCAAAGACAUCUUGGAUAUCUCGAACUACACUCCCCAGAAGGCCAAGCGACAACCUUUUCCUGAAAGUCUGUCAGAAUCGUCCUCCGACUCUUCACAUCUUGGAUCUGCAGCAACUGGCAGUGGACCGAGCUCCACAGGUGGCCCGUACAAACAGAACGAGGCUGCCUCUGUUAGCGGAGAAGGGGGUCAGUCGAGUCUGUCCAGUCUGGAGAAGUUGAUGAUGGAUUGGCAUGAGAGUGCCUCAGGGCCCUCGUAUAACUGGAGCCAGAGCGUCCUCUUCCAGGGUGGCGGAACCAGCAAACCGGGCCGCGGUCGCAGGAAACGGACUGAGCCACAAGCAGAAAAAGAGGGCGUUUCCGCUUUACACUCUGACUCCCAAUCCAGUCCCUCACCAACGCCUAUUCCUGGACCUAAGCGGGGAGGCGUUGGUGGACGGGGCAGAGGGUCUAGAGGAGGUCGAGGGGGGCUGUCGCCAUGUCAGAGAGAGCGGCCAUCGGGGGCUAAAGGCAGGGGCAAGGCUGUUUCUACAUCCGGAGCAGGAGGAGCAGUGUCUGCUGGAGGUCCAGAGGGGUCUGGGCUGUUCCAGGAGGUGCUGGAUUAUUACAGCGGUGACAGUAGCAGCCUCUCACCCCUGGCCACCCCCAAUCCUGCACCACCUUCCAGCUACCUCCCGGAUCCCUGUGAGUACCCCUCCCCUUAUUCUGCCCACCCAUCCACACCUUCCUCUGAGGAGCGAUAUCCAGCCCUGUACCCUGGAGAGUCCUCCUCUUCCCUCUCACCCAGUGUCUCAUCUCCCCCUUACCCUCCCAAGCCCACCCCUCCUCCGCCCCAGUCUUACCACCCAGUCCCAUCUAGGACCUUUUCCCCCUCCUGCUCUCCCUCACCACGGGUAACAUCCCACUGCAGCACGGCACUGAGUCCCUCACAUCGCCCUCCUCCAAAAGACCCACAGUUCUCUCAGUAUGACUCCCCCAGCUACUGCAGCUCCCCCUACUGGUAUGGACAGACAUCGCACAGUGGCAGCCCUAGUCCGCACUCACACAGCACACACUCAAAUACAGGCGUUCACACUCACAGCAACCCGCACACAAGUCCUCAUGGUAAUGCACAUGGUAAUCCACUCGUUAGCCCAAAUGCAAACGCACACCAACAUAUAAUCCAGACUCCCCAUGACACACACCAUCACAACACACAGCCUCACGCAAACCUGAGCUCACACGCCAACACCCAUCCCACCUCGCAUCUCCAGAGCAACCCCCUCACCCACUCAAACCCUCACACCAACAAUCAGCCACACCACAACGCGCACACCAACCCCAACACUCAUCUCCCAUCCCAUACACACUCCAACCCCAGUCCCGGCCUCCUCUCCCACUCAACACCCGUGCUUUAUGAGGAGCGCAGCCCCCCCUCCGCCAUGAGCGCCCUCAAGCGGGAUCUGACCCCCCACCACAUGAGCACAGGCCAUCGCCAAGGCCCCAUGCCUCACGCCUCAUACCCCAAACCUCCCUUGGACUCUUCGCCCCAUCAGGAGGACACUAGUGGCUUCUCUCUGUCCCACCAGUCCUACCAGGCCAUGGGGCACCGUUACCCCUCCCAGGUGGUCCAGGGAGGUGGGGUGCUGUGCCAGCUCCUGGACCCUGCCAACGAUGACAGCUUCAGCGUCACCAGCCUGUAACAGCAGGUGCAUUCAGUCCAAGCUUUUACAGAUUUGCAAACCUUUUUUUUUGUGUGUUAAGGAGACUUCUUUGUGAGAGACUUGUGAAAUGGAGGUUGAGAAUUUAGCUGCCAGCUUUGGACGUUAAAGCUUUAAUUCUCCAGCACUGACAAUCAAAAUCAACCACAACUUUGACACCCAUGUGCACACACAAAUGCAUAGACACACACACACACACACACACACACACACACACACACACACACACACACACACAUGCAUGUGAAGAUCAAUUCACUACCUAAACAUAAAAUCAUACAUGUGUACACUCACUCAAACUCUAUGCUGGAACGAGGGAACGGCCAAGAGCUGACAGAUGAAAACCAGACGUUGACGAACAUUUCCUCAUUGAGUCCUGCUGUGAUGCAUAGAGGACAGCAUUUUCCCAGAAGUCUGUAAAUCACUAAAUCUUUUUAGACUGGUUCUGUACAUCUGCGAAUGGACAAACUCGGAGCACACUGCUCUUUCUGUUUCUUGCCUCGCUCCUCUCUCAACUCCCCUUCUUUGCUAAACCAGCAACCGUGUUCUGCACUUGACUCACUGACACUGUAUUACUGUCUCGUGCUCCAUCCUGAAACCGCAUCUGAGCCCAAAAUCUUUUUAAAUACCAUGAGCCUUGCAAAUGUCCCACUCUGUGCACUCCUUGUGUUGUGUCCCAUAGGAGAAAAGUGGACUAAUAAUGUUUCUGCUCUUGAAAUACCAGCAUCUGUACAUACGACUCCAGCUACAAGCCAGGGGCCCCCUUCUUCACUCUGGAGGUCCGUCAUCAACAUGCCCUCCUCAGCGUUCUGCCAUGGUUUCUGUGCUCUGCGAGGGCGAUGGG
Molecule: messenger RNA, 6680 nt
Organism: Scophthalmus maximus (turbot)
Lineage: Eukaryota; Metazoa; Chordata; Actinopteri; Pleuronectiformes; Scophthalmidae
Gene: ahdc1
Product: AT hook, DNA binding motif, containing 1
Exons: 6
Coding region: 1175-5818 (1547 amino acids)
Source: RefSeq, a predicted model, not a curated record